AUUUGUGGCCUACUUUAGAAAUUAUUGGACAAAUUUGGCCCGAGAGACGGUUUGACUGUCAGAAUUAACGGUCAACUAUUUUUCCAUUACUGACUCAGCAUUUGCCACUGACUGGGCUUGUCCACAUCAUUUACAAAUUAAAUAAAAUAACACAAAUAAUAAUAACAAAUGAAAAAACUGAAUUACAGAGAAGGGGUCACGUUGACCACUAGCUCUUCCCCUUAUUCACUCCAUCGUUUCUCCUUCCCCCAGUCGUUCCCGAGCGGCCGACGAUUCUUCCGCCUCUCCUUCUUCUUCGCCAGCUCCAAUCAUCACCGCCCUCACCUUGGGGUCAACCGCCAAGUACUGACCAGGAACUAUCCUCCUGCAUCUGGACUUCCCAAAUGUCUCCGGGUGAACUUUAUCAAACACACUCUUCUCCUUGUCGUAUUUCAAAAUCACAAUCCUCCCGGAAUCGGAACUAGCGACGAUUUAAUCCUUCUGAGAUCCAGUAAGUCUGAAUUGAGCCAAAGAGCGAAUAGCACCGAAUAUUUCGAUGAAAAGAAUGAUUUGGAGCCUACCGAUGUUGUCGGGACGGAGGAGAUCGAGAAGCUUUCCCCGCGCAAUGACGAUCUCUUGGAACUUCCUGCCAGAGAAGCUUUCGUUAAUGGCGGCCACCACACCGAUGGGUCGCUGAGGUGUUAAUCGGUGGGCAAGUGGAAGAAAAUGGGAGGGGUGGGUUUUGAUUUGCUUUGCCGCAGAAAGCAAGGCAGGGCUAGCAGCGGCGGGGGAAAAUGGGAGUUGGAGGUGGCGGCGGGUGAAAGUGGGAGGUGGAGGUGGUCGCAGGGAUGGGUGGGUGGUAGGGUUGAAAAUGGAAUGGGGGAUUAAGUGGGCUCCAAAUUAAUUUAAUUGUUUUUCCUUUUUUUUCAUUUUAACAUAAAAAAAUUAUGUGCAAAUGAUGUGGCAGCCAUGUUAGUGCCACAUCAGCACUGAAUGCUGAGUAACUAACGGAAUAAAUGUUUGACCGUCAGUUUUAACGGUCAACAUAAUUUUCGGGCCAAAUUUGUCUAAUAAUUUCAAAAGUGGGUCAUAAAUGUCUUAUUUGAAAAAUGAGGCCAAAACUGUCACUAACGCUAAACUUCGGGCCAAACUAGGGUAUUAACCCAAGAAAAUAACAGAAAACAAGCAAAACAGAAAGAAAAGGGGUUCCAACCAUCCUUAAGCAGAAAAUAGAGCACCUUGAAAAAUGUGAGUCCAUGAUCUGUUGUUUUUGAGAAUCUCUUCAUCCCCAAUUCAUUUGUUCUCUGUUCACUAUUUGCCAUGAUGCCGACUCGCCGAAGAAGUUAUGAGAUGACUUGUGCGUCGGUUGACCUCGUAAGUUGCUAAAUGAUCUAGGAAGUCCUCUACCUACGAUCUGGGUUGUUUGUUGCUAUAGAGGUCUGGAGAGUUGCAUUGGUUUGAGUUAGGUUUGCUUGGGGACAAGCAAACGGUUAAGUGUGGGGGAGUUUGAUAGACCGUUAGUUACACAUGUUUUCACCCCUGUUCUUACACCGUUUGAGAGGUGGUUUCUCGUGUUUUAGACCGAUUUCACGCUAGGUUGUGCUUGUUUGUGAUAUUUCAGGUCCUGGCAAGUGAAUGAAGGUUUAGGAGCGAGUUCGGGGUCGAUUGGGUGAAGAUCGGGCACGCGGCAAGUCACAAAGGAGGUCACACGGGCUGCCCUGAUGUUCACACGGCCGUGUGAAGUAAUGGCCUGGCCGUUAUAGGUGUCAAUCAGGCGGGUUCGGGCGGGUUCGGGCUGGGUUCAAUCGGGUUCGGGUUCAAACGGGUUGCGGGUUAGUCGGGUUGCGGGUUCAUCGGGUUCGGGUUCAUCGGGUUCGGGUUCAAACGGGUUGCGGGUUCAUCGGGUUCGGAUUCAAUCGGGUUGCGGGCAAAUCGGGUUGCGGGUUCAUCGGGUUUUGGGUCGGGCGGGUUGCGGGCGGGUCGGGUUUCGGGUUGUUCGGGCCAGCGCAUCAAGUAACUUAACUCAUUACUCAUUACCAACUUACACAUUUUAUUACACUAAUUUAAAAUAUUUUCUCAACUUUUUAACCAAUUUAUUUCUACCUCGUAUAUAUAUACUUUAUUUUUUUGAAAAAAACUAGUCAAAAUUUUAAAUCAAUUUGUAUGACUUGCAAACUUGUUAUGUAAUUAAUCAUAAUUGGUAAAGUAUUAUAGCUAAUAGUAAUGGUGAUAUCAAUAUUUGCAACCAAAAGACAGCGUUAACUGUUUAUUUGAUAUUUUAGUAUUAAUUCUGUAGUAAUUGAAUUAAAGUAUCUCGUUUAGAAUAACCAUGCAAAUCUGGUAUUUGGCGUGUGGUAAUUGGCAAAAGCAUAGUGAUAAAAGGAGUUAUUUUAAAAUAACUCAUUGCCCAAAUAACUUCAGUAAACUGUUGCCAAACGAGUUAUUUGUAAAAUUGUUCGAAUUAUCCCAAAAAUUGAACCAUUAAAGAUUAGCUAUCAAA
Messenger RNA from Linum trigynum, 2479 nucleotides. NCBI's taxonomy places the organism in Eukaryota, Viridiplantae, Streptophyta, Magnoliopsida, Malpighiales, Linaceae. The record is from the annotation of a GenBank genome assembly.